AUGAAAUCCUGUGUGCAUAAAACAUUCCCAGCUCAAGCAACGCCUCGCACCAACAAAAUGAUCAUGAUGCAAGGGGAACCAGCCUUGUCACUCUUAUUGCUUCAAUUCUUUCAACUACUUUUACUUUUCUCAUGCGUAGCAUUGAACAGUAAUGCAGAAGCAUCAACCUCAGGCAUCAAUGUGUGGCCCAAACCAAGGAACCUCACAUGGUCCCCACCAUUCCAAACCACCCUCCUCUCUUCUUCUUUCACCAUUAUCACCACCAACCACCACAACAAACACCUCUCGGCCGCCAUCUGUCGCUACCAGAGCCUCAUCAAGUCAGAGCACCACCACCCUCUCGUCCCUCUGGGAGUCAACAUCUCCAAGGACCUCCCACCACUGCAGUUUCUGAGUAUCAGAGUGGUGGACCCUCAUGGAGGACUCGUUAAUGGCGUGGACGAGUCCUACACUCUCUCCAUCCUCCCUUCCCAUGCCACCCUCACUGCGGAUACCGCAUGGGGUGCCAUGCGAGGCCUGGAGACCUUCUCGCAGCUCGCAUGGGGUAACCCUACACGGGUUCCCGUGGGGGUGUACGCGUGGGAUUCUCCACUUUAUGUCCACCGCGGACUCAUGGUGGAUACUGCAAGGAACUACUACCCCGUGAAGGACUUGUUGAGGACAGUGGAAGCCAUGAGCAUGAACAAGCUCAACGUGCUCCACUUGCAUCUCACGGACGCAGAGUCUUUCCCUUUGGUUCUGCCUUCAGACCCUACCUUGGCUGAAAAGGGAGCUUAUGCACCUCACAUGGUGUACUCACCCGAGGAUGUGAAAACACUAGUAGAAUUUGGUCUUGAUCAUGGGGUUCGUGUAAUUCCUGAGAUUGACACACCUGGGCACACAGCAUCUUGGGCAUUAGCCCACCCUGACAUUGUAACUUGUGCCAACAUGUUCUGGUGGCCAGCUGGCAGUGAUUGGCCUGACAGGCUUGCUUCACAACCAGGAACAGGACAUUUGAACCCCUUAAACUCCAAGACUUACAAAGUCCUAAAGAAUGUCAUACAUGACAUAACCACAUUGUUCCCAGAACCAUUCUUCCACUCAGGUGCCGAUGAGAUAGUACCAGGUUGCUGGAAAACUGACUCCACAAUUCAGAAACAUCUAUCAAAUGGUGGAACCCUCAACCAAGUUCUUGAGAAGUAUAUCAACAGUACUCUCCCUUUCAUUGUAUCCCUCAACCGCACUGUUAUCUAUUGGGAAGAUGUUUUACUAGAUGACACAGUCCAUGUGCAAUCCAAAUUCUUACCAAAGGAACAUGUGAUUUUGCAGACAUGGCAAAAUGGACAUAGUCACACUAAGAGGAUAGUUUCUGCAGGAUACCGAACCAUUGUGUCAUCAGCAGAAUUCUAUUAUCUGGAUUGUGGACAUGGCACCUACGUUGGAAACAACAGUGCUUAUGACAACCAAGAUGGAGACACAGGCAAUGGUGGCUCUUGGUGUGCACCCUUUAAGACAUGGCAAACCAUAUACAACUAUGACAUAACAUAUGGGCUGAGUGAGGAAGAAUCAAAAUUGGUUUUGGGUGGGGAGGUGGCUCUGUGGUCAGAACAAGCUGAUGCAACUGUUUUGGAUGCAAGAGUUUGGCCAAGAGCUUCUGCAUUGGCAGAGUCACUGUGGUCAGGAAAUAGGGAUGAAAAGGGUGUGAAGCGAUAUGCAGAUGCUACAGAUAGACUGAAUGAAUGGAGAAGCAGAAUGGUAAGCAGAGGAAUAGGGGCUGAGCCCAUUCAGCCACUUUGGUGUGUUAAGAACCCUGGCAUGUGUAAUACACAGCAUCCAGUCUAG
Messenger RNA from Sphenostylis stenocarpa, 1821 nucleotides. Lineage: Eukaryota; Viridiplantae; Streptophyta; Magnoliopsida; Fabales; Fabaceae. The record is from the annotation of a GenBank genome assembly.